AUGACUGUCAACCCUAUUAAUGACAAAAUCCUGGAGCUCGGUUCCAUUCGCAACACUAUCUUCCGAUCGCCAGUCACGCCAGGCUUGGACAUCAGCGGUAGCAUCGUAGGGGUUGGCUAUAAAGCCAAUCCGUUCCAGAUUGGCGACAUCAUUUUCGGCUCUUGCAAUGGUGUCUUUGGUCAUGGUGCACUUGCCCAAUACGUUCAAGUCUCGCAAGACAUCCUCGUAUUAGCACCUGAAGGCACAACAACGCUGCAAGCUAUUAGACCGUACGUCAAAGCAGGAGACAAAAUUUUCAUCAAUGGAGGGUCUGAGGGUACUGGUGUUCUGGAAAUCCAGAUUGCGGAAGUGCUGGGCUGUCAUGUUGCGACGUCUUGUUCCACCGCGAAUGUUGACUUGUGCAAGAGCACGGGCGCGGACGAGGCCUUGGAUCAAAAAGAAGCCGAUAUCAUGAAGCAGCUGAAUGGGCAGAGGAGUUCUUCCCACCUUAUUCUCGCUAAUCUCGUUGGUAUUAUGAUGCUUCCUGGUUUUAUUGGAGGUGGUAAAGAUACAUACACAUUCGCCGUAACAAAACCGAACCGAGCCUACUUCAAUCAGCUCGCGGCAUGGGUAGAAAAAGGGAAAAUCUGUGCAGUUGUUGACUCAGUUCACGAGUUCAGCGCCGCUUCCGAGGCGUUCGCUAAACUCAAAGCUGGUAGAACCCAUGGAAAGUUGUAG
This is a messenger RNA of Macroventuria anomochaeta, 717 nucleotides long. RefSeq lists its product as uncharacterized. The transcript has 3 exons. Lineage: Eukaryota; Fungi; Ascomycota; Dothideomycetes; Pleosporales; Didymellaceae. The coding region runs from base 1 to 717 and encodes 238 amino acids. The record is from RefSeq and is a predicted model, not a curated record. Gene Ontology annotation, cellular component: mitochondrion.